This is a messenger RNA of Rubroshorea leprosula, 1930 nucleotides long. The record is from the annotation of a GenBank genome assembly. NCBI's taxonomy places the organism in Eukaryota, Viridiplantae, Streptophyta, Magnoliopsida, Malvales, Dipterocarpaceae.
AUAAAAAUAGAGAGAGGAAAGCAAAAAUAAACCAUCCUCGAGACAAGCAUGAGUAAUCACAAGUUGAGGUUCUCUAUAUGAUGCCAAAUGCCUGCUUUUACAAGCUCAGAGACAUGGGCAGAACCAGAACCUCUCAUAUAUACCCUCAACAAAAAACCGUCCCUCCCCCACAAUUCCUACUGCUUCACAAUGUUGGAAUUAUUGUUAGAAAUGUGUUUCACUCAAUUCAAGGGAAGGGAAUGUUAAGGAAAGAAUCAGCUUGUGAAUCUGAAUCUCCAUUCAAUUAUUUCUGUACUAUUGUAAAUAUUAUUCAAAUCUUUUAUUUCCUUUUGUAGUAGGGUUAUUAGGGAUGCUCCCUGUAUAUAUUGCAUAGCUGCGCUCCCUGUAAAUAACGGCACAGCACACAGCUUGAUAAAUACAUAAAAACAUUUCAGUGAUAUUCUCAAUUACCUCUAUUUAAGUUUUAUUAGUGGUAUCAGAGCCCUUCUCAAACGAGACCAUGGCUUGCCAAAUCCCAAUAGACAGACCCACUUUUGUUCACGAGCAGCAUGCUUCUUCAGCAUGUCAAUUGUGUGGCCAAUCCGACCACCUCGCAAGGAAUUGUGCAAAUAGUCAUGUAACCACGGAAUUGGCGAACCUUGUUCUGCAUUCCAAGUACACUGGCCCUGACAAACUCCUAAUUGGUGAUGGUUCAGGUUUGAAAAUUACACAUUUAUGCAAAUCUGCCAAUGUUAUUGUUGAGUUUCAUGCUACUCAUGUUUUUGUGAAGGAUCGCAAUACGGGGGUGAUAUUGCUUCGUGGACAAAACAAAAAUGGGGUAUAUGAGUUUCCUGUUGUGAACCACUCUCAGUCACAACCAAGUGCUCUAGUGGGUGAAUGCACAUCUGUGACAGAUUGGCAUGCUCGAUUAGGACACCCAUCCUCAAAGGUUCAAAACAAAAUCUUCAGUGAAAUUAGUUUACCAGUGACAUCCAAGGUAGAGUCUACUGUUUGUGAUCCAUCCACUAGCAUGCCAAUCUCCACUUAUGCACCUUCACCUAUUGGGAUUUCACCUCAGUCCACGUGGUUCUCACCUCAGUCCACUUGGCAAGAAUCUCAUCCCCCUACUGUGAGUAAUUCACCAAACCACAUCUCUAAUUUCCUGCCCACUGCUGUAACCGUCCCAUCUACUUCACCUCCUUCCUCACAACCACCAUCUCAUCCCCAAAUUCCACACUUACCUGCCUCACCUACAGUUGAUACAUCCUCCACCUCUACGACUCCAUCUCAGAAUCAACCAUUAUCCUUAGCCAACUCACCUCCAUCAUGCCUUGAUGUCCACCCUACAAUAUCUUCCUCACCUUCUCCUCCACCAAUACCACCACCCACCAGAACUCACCCCAUGAUCACACGUUCCCAAAACCAGAUCUUUAAACCCAAGCAACUCUACCUUGCAAAAACACCUUGUUCUGAAAUUGAGCCAACAUGUGUAAGUCAAGCACUGAAAGAUCACCAAUGGAGGCAAGCCAUGUCUGAGGAAUUCAGUGCAUUGGUGAGUCAAGGUACGUGGGAUCUUGUUCCUUCUGCACCUAAUCAAAAUAUUAUUGGUUGCAAAUGGGUCUUCAGGGUGAAAAGAGGUAAGGAUGGACAAGUUGAACGCUAUAAGGCUAGACUAGUGGCUAAAGGCUUCCAUCAAAAACCAGGAUCAGAUUACUUUGAAACAUUUAGUCCUGUUAUCAAACCGACAACCAUCCGGACGGUUCUAUCCAUUGCAGUGAGCAGAGGCUAGAAAAUUCAUCAAUUGGACAUUAACAAUGCCUUUCUUCAUGGGAAAAUUGAUGAGCAAUUGUUUAUGCAACAGCCAGCAGGAUUCAUUGAUCCUAAUCUUCCACACCAUGUAUGCCGGUUGCACAAAUCCCUCUACGGGCUUAAAUAAGCCCCAAGGAUGUGG